AUGCCAACUCAAGAAGGCCGAGUCACCAAGCUCAAAGCCCGGCGAUCUCAAACGUCUGCACAACGCGUCUCCAGCCAAAAAAGUCUUCCUUUAGUCGAGCGUACAAACGCGCUAAGCAUCCAAGACUUCAUCUCAUACCACGUGUCUCCACAUAAAGAUGCAUCACCAAACCAAGCCACCAAAACCGAACCAGUCACUGAAACAGAUCCAGUACUGCCAAAAUUGCCGCAACAAAGCAAUGCGCCAAGCGACACGUCGCUGGAUGUUUACUCCGCCGCAACCAUCUCUACCGCAGAUUUAAAAGCAUGUCUAGAUCUAGUCGAGCUCACAUCCAGCGAAGACUAUGCUGCCUCCGGCGCGGGCUGGUCUCGGCCUAAGAAGCGGAAGGAGAUGAAACUACCGGAUAUGAAAUACCUAGUCCUGCGCGACUGCGCGUCCUCGGCUGAUAUGCGGCAAGCCGAUGUUGGUGCCGGUACCGAGAAAGCCGACAAGCCGAAGAUUAAGGCAAGAAGUUUUGGGAAUGCGAAUGGCGGUCUGGAAGGAAGCGCGGAUGAGCACGCCAAAAAGCACAGCGGUGUUCUCGGCUUUUUGUCUUUUAUGGUUACCUAUGAAGAUGGGAAAGAGGUGGUUUACUGCUACGAAAUCCAUUUAACGGUAGCGGGCCGGGGGCGCGGGCUUGGGGCUUUGCUGAUGGAUCGGAUGGAGGAGAUUGGUCGGUCGGUCGGAGUGGAGAAGGCUAUGCUUACGGUUUUUAGAUCUAAUGUGGUUGCGUGCAGGUUCUAUGAGAAGAUCGGGUAUGUGGUUGAUGAGUAUUCGCCUCAGCCGAGGAAGUUGCGGAAUGGGACGAUCAAGGAGUUUGAUUAUAUGAUUUUGUCGAAGCGUUUAAAGUGA
Penicillium pulvis is the source of this 891-nucleotide messenger RNA. RefSeq names its product N-terminal L-serine N(alpha)-acetyltransferase NAT4. The transcript is spliced from 2 exons. Gene Ontology annotation, molecular function: protein N-terminal-serine acetyltransferase activity; histone H4 acetyltransferase activity; histone H2A acetyltransferase activity. Gene Ontology annotation, cellular component: nucleus. NCBI's taxonomy places the organism in Eukaryota, Fungi, Ascomycota, Eurotiomycetes, Eurotiales, Aspergillaceae. The record is from RefSeq and is a predicted model, not a curated record. Bases 1 to 891 code for a protein of 296 amino acids.